AUAUAUAUAUAUAUAUAUAUGUAUAUACACACACUCACAAGUGUAUCUUAGAAGAGAACACUUUACCUAAGAGACCUCAACAAGACCAAAUAUGGAGAUCUACAAAAAUGACAUUAAGAAGCCAAAGUCAUCUAUGUUUUGUAACAUCAAGUUCUUCGUGUUGUGCCAUGGCCUGCUCCAGCUCACCCAGCUGCUGCACUCAGCGUACUUUAAGAGCACCAUCACUACCAUCGAGAGACGCUUCGGCCUUGACAGCCUGUCCUCGGGAACCAUCUCCUCACUUCACGAGGUGGGGAAUAUGGUGCUGAUAGUAUUUGUCAGUUACCUAGGAAGUCGUGUCCAUCGCCCUCGCCUUAUUGGACUGGGAGGACUGCUGAUGUCUAUUAGUGCCCUGAUACUGACAUUACCUCACUUCCUGUCUAAACCUUACACCUACGACUCUGUGCUGAAAGACAGGCAGCAGGACAUGUGCACUGUCCAUGGUCUGUCUCACAAUGCAUCGUCAACCGUUGAGGCCUGUGGUCAGCAGGACACUCGAUUAAAAUAUAGGGACAAUACAAUGCUGUGGGUACUCAUGGCCACAGCUCAACUGUUGUUUGGAAUUGGCUCUGUCCCAAUUCAACCCUUUGGGAUCUCGUAUGUGGAUGACUUUGCUGGGCCUGGCAACUCUCCCCUCUACAUUGCCAUACUCUUUGCCGUGUCUGUGUUUGGCCCUGCCUUUGGCUAUCUCCUUGGAUCUGUGGUGCUCAGAAUCUAUGUGGAUGUGGACAGAGCGAAUACAGCUGGGGCUCUGGAGUUGACUCCUACUGACCCUCGCUGGGUUGGAGCAUGGUGGAUGGGUUUGCUGGUCUCUGCUGGGGGAAUGUUUCUCACCUCCAUCCCAUACCUUUUCUUCCCUAGGGCGAUGCAUGUAGAAAACAACAUUGCAAUUGAGAGUAACACUGUGAAAGACAAUCAAAAUAGUUCAGACGUCUCCAUGCAGGACUUCCUCAAAAUGUUUCCACGCCUGUUUGUGAGGCUGUUGCUCAGCCCACUUUUCCUGCUGUUGGUUCUGACCCAGUGCUGCUUCUCUUCGGUGAUGGCCGGACUGGCCACCUUCCUGAACAAGUUUUUGGAGUGGCAGUACAGCACUUCAGCCGCUUACAGCAGUCUUCUCAUAGGUGCGGUGAAUCUGCCCUCAGCAGCAAUUGGGAUGCUGUUGGGAGGAGUUAUUAUGAAACGCUGGGGCCUGUCGCUUCGAGUUAUUCCUCGCUUCUCUAUGGCAUUGCUCACCCUCUCUACAGUGCUGUGUGUUCCUCUGUUCUUCAUGGGCUGCUCCACACAAACAGUUUCUGGAGUUUACCCAUACAGUGGAUCCAGUGGGUCAACUUUACCGUGCCAUUCCAACUGCUCGUGUACAAAGAGUGUUUUUAACCCAGUGUGUGGGGAAGACAACAUAGAGUACCUUUCACCGUGUCAUGCAGGCUGCACCAGCUUCACCAAGGAUCCCAAAAACAGGUUUCGGAUACAGUCCUUUAAUAACUGCAGCUGCGUGACGGUGGGUGCUGGCAUGGGUGGUGCACGGCCUGGCUCGUGUGCCAACAGCUGCCCUCACCUCCUUCUGCCUGUUAUCUUCCUGAUCUCUAUAGCAGCCCUCAUCGCCAGUCUCACACACAAUCCUAUCUACAUGAUGGUGCUCAGAACUGUGCCACAGGAGGAAAAAUCUUUUGCCAUAGGAGUUCAGUUCCUUCUCAUGAGAGUCCUUGUGUGGCUUCCAGCUCCUGCCCUUUUUGGGAUGACUAUCGACUCCACCUGCAUUUGGUGGAAAAGUGUCUGUGGAAAAAAGCUCGGGUGCGGUUACUAUGACAACAACCUCUUUAGAAACAGGUAUCUUGGUUUGCAGGUGGCGUUUAAAGUUAUGGGCAUUGCCAUGCUGGCUCUUAUAGGCUGGAAGGUUGGAAGAACUCAAGAGUACAAUUUGGAGAAAAGGCCUGAGGGACCACUGUGAUGCUCCAGUCUAUCCCAGCACAUUCAUUCUGUAGGAGAAGCCCAUGUCCCAGAAUCCAUUCAGCAAACCAGACCAUUGACACUUUUUAUUGUGUGCCAUCUUCAUUUAUGGCGCUGGUGAAAGGGUGUCUCUGUAAUGCAUGAGUGGAUGAAUGUUAUCUUCCACUUUGCACUGACUUGCAACCCCAUCGUAUAGAUGAACCUUUCUAAACAUGGAGACUUAGUGCUCCUUUUUUUACUUUAUGGACUGUUAAUUAAAGGUCAGCAAUCUUCACAUGCUAUAAAACUAAAUCUAAUAGACAUUUAGACAACUAAAUGUAUGCUGCUGGUUUAAAUGUCCUGGUUACCUACUCAUGAAAAAGAAGAAUCCAGUACCUCUGUUCAGUCUGUAUGAAAUGUACUGAAUGUAUUACUGUGCUCAUGAUUCACAGAUUUCACCCUCUGUUUGGGGGGUAUGUGAAGAAUAAGUGAUGUAUGUUACAGUGUCACACAUUUAUGUUCACUGUCUAUUAAAAAGUUGCAGUAUUUAAAUGGCCGAUAAUUGGCCAGGCAAUUAAAGCAUUAACAUGCCUAAAAUAUUAUUUUGUUAAUGAUCCAUUUUGUGGAAAUGGGUGUUUCAAUAUUUGUAAAUAUGUAUUUUUUUAUACCAGUUAGAAACAUUAUAUUGUUGAACACAAGUAAUAAAAUCUUGCGAUCACAACUUGAUCUCAA
This is a messenger RNA of Silurus meridionalis, 2697 nucleotides long. It is a transcript of the gene slco2a1, whose product is annotated as solute carrier organic anion transporter family, member 2A1. Bases 92 to 1987 code for a protein of 631 amino acids. The record is from RefSeq and is a predicted model, not a curated record. Gene Ontology annotation, molecular function: prostaglandin transmembrane transporter activity; protein binding. Lineage: Eukaryota; Metazoa; Chordata; Actinopteri; Siluriformes; Siluridae. Gene Ontology annotation, cellular component: membrane. Gene Ontology annotation, biological process: sodium-independent organic anion transport; transmembrane transport; prostaglandin transport. The transcript is spliced from 14 exons.